This is a messenger RNA of Pipistrellus nathusii (Nathusius's pipistrelle), 1005 nucleotides long. NCBI's taxonomy places the organism in Eukaryota, Metazoa, Chordata, Mammalia, Chiroptera, Vespertilionidae. The record is from the annotation of a GenBank genome assembly.
AUGGCUUUUCCUCAGAAGAAUCCACAAUGCUCACCUGAUCAACUCUUUCAGACCCACAGUGAGACCCAGGGCCUGGAGGUUGCACAGGAGUCCAAGGCUCUGGAGGAGGCCUGUCUCUCCUCCCAUCCUGAAAUGCCUGGCAAUCUGAAGGAGGCUCCUGAUGCUGGUAUCCCUAGUACCUCUGAGAGUGCUCAGAGUUUCUGUUCUUCCUCAAUUGUCACCACAGUCUCCUCAUCAAUCAAAUAUGGUGAGGGCCCCACUAGCAAAGAGAAGGAGGAUAGUACCUUAGAGGUAGAUCCAGACCCCAAUAAUGUGCCCAUAGAAGCUCUAGAUGAAAAUGUGUCUUCAUUGGUGAAUUUCCUCCUGCUCAAGUAUCGAAUGAAGGAGGUAAUAACCAAAGAAGAUAUGUUGAAGGUUAUCAGCAAAGAGUAUGAAGACCACUUCGUUGAGGUCUUCCAGAGAGCAUCUGAACGCAUGGAGAUAGUCUUUGGCCUUGAUGUGAUAGAUAUUGAUCCCUUCAACCAGUGCUAUUCCAUCUUCAUCAAAAUGGGCCUCACCUAUGAUGGAAUGCUGCAUUGCAAAGUCGGUGUGCCUAAGACUGGCAUCCUGAUACUUAUCCUGGGUGCAGUCUUCGUGAAGGGCAACAGUGCCACCGAACAGGACAUUUGGGAUGUUCUGAGUGUGAUGGGGUUAUAUUAUGAGAAGAAGCACUAUAUCUUUGGGGAUAUCAGGGAGCUCAUCACCAAACAUUUCGUGGAGGAGGAAUACCUAAAGUACCAGAAGGUGGACAAUAGUGAUCCUGCACAAUUUAAAUAUCUGUGGGGCCCAAGAGCCCAUGCUGAAACCACCAAGAUGAAAGUCCUACAUUUUCUGGCGAAGGUUCGUGGGACUGUCCCACAGUAUUUUCCAUCUCAGUAUGAGGAAGCAUUGGAAGAUGAAAAAGAGAGAGCCAGAGAAAAAGUGAUGGCCAUAACUAUGGACUCUUGUAGCCACUGCGAGUUCUAA